ACACGCGCGCUCUCAGUGACGUAAACGGCGCGUGCUUUAAAGAUGGCGGCAUCUGUGGGUGUCGGAAGUAAUGUUAGUGUUUUUAUUAGCACUCAGCUAAAGUCUAAAGUUUAGAAAACUGUUUCGACUCGUUAGAACGGAUUACCGCUCACGCUGAUAAAUUACACCAGGAGCUUUCAAGGAGGAUGUCAUAAAAAAAGAAGCUAGUUUAGAGGUGGGAGAGGGUUUGCUAGCUGGCUAGCAGUAAACAGGCUGCGUCUAACCCCGCCCACUGCUGUAACCUUACGCUGUUUAUUUGCAUGCUGGUUUUAAGUGGGUUUAGUUUUCACUAGUUUGUGGUUUUGGAUGUUAUCUAGUGUCUGGCGCUAACAAGGCUAACAGCUAGGUAGCCGAACUUUUCCUAAUGACAGCUAGCUGGUUAGUUUAGCGUAGUUGACAGGUGCAUAUGUGACCUUUGCUGUGGUUACUACUUCCGAGCGAACUGGUCAGAACUUUUCUGGCAUUGAAAGUUAUUGCGCUUUAGGAAUUGGGGAGCACUUUUAAUAAUUUCUGAUUUAAAGACAACUUUGCUAGCUUGGGAAUGCUUCUGUAGAACUGGAUGAACUUUUAGCUAGCUAGUUGGCAAGCUAGUAAGCUGGCUAGGCUGACAGGUGGGUAGCUGUCUUCUUUUAAUAGCUACUAGACCUGUCAUAAAGCUAGGUUAGAUUAUAUACCUGUCAAGGUGGUUGUGGGGCACAAACAAUACUAUAAAGUAUUUGGUAAAGUAUUAACAUAGCUGAAAAUUCUGUUAAUCUGUAUAAUAUUGCAUUGAAGAACUCAUAUUUUACUACUCAAGUUAACUUUUUCUAGUUAAGGCUAGUUUUGCAUUAUUUCACUACUCCUGCAUUAUUCAGUCCAUCAUCAUCUGGAUAACGAAAAGCUUCAAGCGUCGAAUGACCAAACAGAUUUGAGGCCCUUCACACUUUAUGGCACAGGGACAGUUUUUUUUGCCCGGACACCUUUCGUCUCUUUGCACCCACUGACUACUACUUAGCUACGUGGGCAGCUGUGUUUUUUUUUUUAUAUAUCUGUCAUUAACCUGGGUUUGAUUUUAUACCUGUCAGGGUGGUAGGGAGAAAUUAUAACAUCUUUUGCAAACAAAUUAGAUAUUUGCAUAGCAGACCGUUCUGGUAAUUCUACUGUUUGGGAUGUGUGUGAUCAUAAGAGACUAAGUUCCUGCAUUAUUCAACCUAUCAGUAUCUGGAAACAAGAAAUCUUCACGCAGAUUUUCACUCCCUGACGGGUUAAUGCACUGGCACAAUUAUCCACUCAGACCAUUUUCGUUUCCUAGGGUCUCUUUGCACCUGCUGUCUACUCAGGGCCCCUACGAUCCUCCCCAUCUUUCUCCCAUUUACGGUACAUUUGGACAGCGCCACUAGAGUUGCAAACGUUUGUCAGUAGAAUGACACUCCGUACUUUAAGGACAUUUCUCUGCUGUCGGAAUCCAGUCGUGACGGUUAUCAGUGGGAGCGGUCGCCUAUAUUUCCAUCAGACUGGUGUAUGUAAAGGGGCUUUACAGGCUGACAGUGGUUUUAAACCUUCAAAAGUUGCAGUGGUGACUAAAACGACACGGUAUGAAUUCGAGCAGCAGAGGUAUCUCUGUGCUGGACUGUCAGAAGAGGAUCUCAAACAGCUGCUUGCCUUGAAGGGAUCCAGUUACAGUGGACUUCUGGAAAGGCACAACAUACACACACACAAUGUUAGACACAUCGUGGACAAUCUGCAAAAACAAGGCAUGGAGGUUCGUGUGGUUAAAAGAGGGGAGUAUGAUGAAGACACAGUCAGAUGGGCAGAUGCUAUUGUGUCUGCUGGAGGUGAUGGCACCAUGCUGCUGGUUGCCAGUAAAGUGUUUGAUAAGAACAAACCUGUAAUAGGAGUCAACACUGAUCCAGAACGGUCCGAGGGCCAUCUGUGCUUGCCUGUACGCUACACACAUGCAUUCUCUGAAGCAUUACGAAAAUUUAGAAAGGGAGACUUCAGGUGGCAAUGGCGUCAGCGGAUCCGCAUGCACUUGGAGGGUACGGGGAUCAACCCCACUCCAGCGGAUCUGCACGAGCAGCAGCUGAGUUUAGAGCAACACACCAAAGCACACCGCAUCACCACCAGCUCCCAGCACAGAAGAGCACAUGAAACCUACACAUCACCAUACCUACUUCCUGUCCGAGGACUCAAUGAAAUCUUCAUUGGAGAGUCCCUCUCCUCCAGGGUGAAGUAUAAAUUCUUCAAACCCCAUCUUACCCUCUCGCUCCAUAGGGCUUCCUACUAUGAGAUCUCCAUCGAUGAUGGACCAUGGGAGAAGCAGAAGAGCUCAGGACUUAGCGUUUGCACUGGAACUGGAUCCAAAGCUUGGUCUUAUAAUAUUAAUAAACUUGUGGAACAGACUGUGGAGGACGUCCUACGAAUAGGCAAAGGAAAAACUGGUUUGGAUAUUCCAAUAAACCAGGAAGUCAUCAGAAGUGUGACUGAGGCUUACAACGAGGCUCUCGUAUUCAGUCCAGAGGAGAACAGAGUUUUCUUUAGUGUCCGAGAGCCCAUCGUCAACAGAGUGUUUUCCAACAGCCGCCAAAGAGGAUUUGCGAGCAAGGUGUGUGUCCGCUCGAGGUGCUGGGACGCCUGCAUGGUGGUGGACGGAGGAACAUCCUUUGAGUUCAAUGAUGGUGCUAUUGCCACUAUUAGCUUACAUGAGGAGGACCUGCUGAAGACGGUUCUGCUUGAUGAUUGAACUCAUGAACGAAGGUUAUUAUUGGAACUGCAUCAUCAAUCCUGGACUGGAAAUGAUCACUAACGUAAGGUCAAAAACGGGUUACUGUCACAACCUGAAGGCUCAUCAUCUGUUCUAGAUGAAGCUGAAAUGAACUUGUACUUUUAUGGUUUUACAAGUAGGAUAAGAAUCUUUCUGAGGUGUUGAUAUGAAAUAUUGUUGGCUACCCCAGAUGGAAAUUGAUGUAUUUGUUUUUUCAGCAAGAAUUCUCUAUGGGAUUUUAGCCCAGACAGAAUGCCAUGCAUUUUGUUGCCAUUAUUCUCAACUAUUAAGAACAAAUCUAUCCAAGUAUGCAAGUUGUUUGCACCUUUGGAUCACUGCCAGGCAAAUGUGAAUACAAUCAGGAGACAUGCAGCUUUGAGCUUCCAGGGGUGUGUGAUUAUGGUGAUAAGCUUGCAGUUACUUGAUUUUCAUGGUACAUGAUGCAUAUUCCAAAAUGUAUUGCCAACCAUACAGUAUAGCCAUAUGAUGAAUAAUUUUUGUUCCAUAGUAACAGUGUUUAAAGAAAAAAAAUAUUUUAAUACCCAGUCAACCCAUUUUUGAUCUGCCCACAAUAUUUCCAAAGACUGUCCUAAAGUAGAAGCCAAUUAGUAAUGUAAACUAAAGUGAAUAAAUAUGAAUAAAUGAAUGCAGUGAACAUGUGCACACGUGAGCACUCCACCGGGCUUGAAGCACUCCCGUGUUAACGAGCAUGGCCUUUUUUUUGUUCUGCAAACUUCAUGUCUCUGAUCAUUGGCGUGACAGUAAAAACCGUCUGCGUCCUCAAAAUCUUUUGGGCCCUGUCAGAUCCCAGUCCUGAUACACAGCUCUAGUUUACUUUUCCAAUUGGUCAGUGUUUCUGAAGUACUGAUGAUAUGUGAUAUUGUCAGAAAAGUGCAUCAUGGAAUAAUUUAUUGCAAUUACUUGGAUGUACUGAAAUAAGACAUUCAGCUUUGAAUCAGUUCAUUUACACCACUAAGUGAUCAUGUGGUACUAAAUAUAGUAUUAUAUGAACCAAGAAGCCCAUGUUAUUGGCAGAUAAGCAUUACUUUGUAUUGCUGCACUAAAAUGUUCUAUUUGGAAAGGAACGUGCCAAAAUAAGUUUUGUAUAGAGAAGGGACAACAGAGGAAUGUCUAUUUGUGUUGCUGGUUUCUUUAUUAAAAAAAAAAAUAAUGAAAACUUG
This is a messenger RNA of Pangasianodon hypophthalmus (striped catfish), 3963 nucleotides long. RefSeq names its product NAD kinase 2, mitochondrial (gene nadk2). The transcript is spliced from 12 exons. Gene Ontology annotation, molecular function: NAD+ kinase activity. Gene Ontology annotation, cellular component: mitochondrion. Gene Ontology annotation, biological process: NADP+ biosynthetic process; NAD+ metabolic process. Bases 1442 to 2761 code for a protein of 439 amino acids. Lineage: Eukaryota; Metazoa; Chordata; Actinopteri; Siluriformes; Pangasiidae. The record is from RefSeq and is a predicted model, not a curated record.